Quercus lobata is the source of this 812-nucleotide messenger RNA. RefSeq names its product aspartic proteinase Asp1-like. NCBI's taxonomy places the organism in Eukaryota, Viridiplantae, Streptophyta, Magnoliopsida, Fagales, Fagaceae. Bases 257 to 769 code for a protein of 170 amino acids. The transcript is spliced from 3 exons. Gene Ontology annotation, molecular function: aspartic-type endopeptidase activity. The record is from RefSeq and is a predicted model, not a curated record. Gene Ontology annotation, biological process: proteolysis.
AUUAGAAAACUAAAACUAAGUAGGAAAAUAAUAGAAGAAAAAUCUUAAAUAUCCAUCUCUUUUUCUUUUUUUCUGUGUGUUUACCAGUUUGAUAUUCUCAUUGUUGGAUUUCUUAAAAAAAUAAGAUUGCAAAGGUUACUUUGUGUUACCAUUCAAUUUCUAUAUGAUAUGUUAAAACGCAUUAGACUAUUGUGUUUGUCCCCACUCCUCACAGUCAUCAGCUUCAUAUUUUGAACAGCAGAGGCAGAAUAAUAGGAUGUCUAUGCUGCCAGUAUUAGCGCAAGUGACAUUACUGAUGCUUAACCGAGUUGGGUCCUCAAUUUUGUUUCCUCUUCAUGGGAACGUGUAUCCUAUGGCGUUCUAUAAUGUUACCCUCAACAUAGGCCAGCCAUCAAAGCCUUACUUUCUUGACCCUGACACUGGUAGUGACCUCACAUGGCUCCAGUGUGACGCUCCCUGUGUCCAAUGCACUGAGACACCUCAUCCACUUUACAGGCCCAGCAAAAACCUGGUACCUUGUAAGGACCCUCUUUGUAAAUCCUUGCUCCUGCACGGAUGCAAAUGUGAAACAACAGAGCAAUGUGAAUAUGAGGUUCAGUAUGCAGAUGGCGGUUCAUCUUUUGGUGUUCUUGUCAAGGAUGCUUUUUCCUUCAACUUUAUAAAUGGAGAACAAUUGAAACCUCGUCUAGCCCUUGGGUUGGUGACUUUGCUCAUCUCAAUUACAUUUACAAACUCGCAAUUUCUGGAAAUUGUUUUCAAACCAAUCUAAGAUAAUUAUGCUUUUGAAUAGAAUCGUUGUAGUAAGCUUUUCA